Messenger RNA from Exophiala xenobiotica, 1737 nucleotides. RefSeq lists its product as uncharacterized. The record is from RefSeq and is a predicted model, not a curated record. Gene Ontology annotation, cellular component: endoplasmic reticulum membrane. Lineage: Eukaryota; Fungi; Ascomycota; Eurotiomycetes; Chaetothyriales; Herpotrichiellaceae. Gene Ontology annotation, molecular function: Delta24(24-1) sterol reductase activity. The coding region runs from base 1 to 1737 and encodes 578 amino acids. The transcript has 4 exons. Gene Ontology annotation, biological process: ergosterol biosynthetic process.
AUGACCGUCACUCGCACGCAAGCCGGCAAGACGCCCAGGAAAACUGCCCACCCAGGAUAUGUCGAGACCCCUGGUACUUUUCGAAAACCCCGGACGCGCAAGUCCAUGGCUGCACUUGGAGAUUCCGAUGCGCAGGAUUCCUCCACCGGUCUAGAAGACGACGCCCCUGUUGUCAAACGCGCCCCAAGAAGCACACGGAAAACAUCUCGCUCGCUCAGGACAACGGAUGGCGCAGAAGACUCUACAGAUGAAGAAAGGAUGAAUGGGCACACGAACGGCCACGCUAAUGGCCAUGCUAAUGGGGUGGUCAAAGGAACAGCCAACGGUUCAGUCAAGGAGGAAACCACCGAACACGCUGUUUCAACCGACAAAGUUGUGGAUGGCUGGCGCGUAGGCACAGAUCCCAAGGUCGAUACUACCGGCCAUUUUGAAUUUGGGGGACCGUGGGGCGUCACCGCCAUGAUGAUAGGCUUUCCAUUACUGAUGUACUACAUGUGGAUUGGGGCAACAUACUACGAUGGAAAAUUCCCAACACCCAGAGACGGUGAGAAUAUGACCGAAUUUCUGCGUGGCCUGGUGCGAAUGGCGUACUACGGAGCAUGGCCGUCGGCGAAAGCUUGGGCUAUGUACUGGACGUUCUUCAUCUUCGAAGGUGCGUUGUACUGUCUGAUGCCAGGCAUAUGGACUAAAGGAAAGCCACUGCCUCAUGAGAAUGGUCGGAGGCUGGACUACUAUUGCUCUGGAAUGUGGUCAUGGUGGACCACCAUCAUUGUGGCACUCGCUCUACAUUUCUCCGGCAUAUUCAAGCUCUACCAAAUCAUUGAUGAGUUUGGUCCGCUUAUGUCGGUCGCCAUUCUUUCCGGUUUCCUGGUUUCGAUUGUGGCCUACACUUCAGCUCUAUACCGCGGCAAGCAACACCGAAUGACGGGCUAUACGAUGUACGAUUUCUUUAUGGGCGCCGAGCUCAAUCCACGCAUGUUUGGCAUUCUAGACUUCAAGAUGUUCUUCGAGGUCCGCCUGCCGUGGUACAUCUUGUUUCUCAUAACAUUGGGAACGGCUGCACGGCAGUAUGAGCUGUACGGAUACGUGUCUGGAGAAAUAGGAUUCCUCCUCAUGGCCCACUUCCUCUACGCGAAUGCGUGCAGCAAGGGCGAGGAAUGCAUUGUGCCUACCUGGGAUAUGUACUACGAAAAAUGGGGGUUCAUGCUCAUCUUCUGGAACUUGGCUGGCGUCCCCUUGACCUACAUUCAUUGCACAGUCUACCUCGCCAAUCAUCACCCAAGUACAUAUUCCUGGAACAAAUACGCCUUGGCUGUUUUAUACUUGGCCUAUCUGUUUGUCUAUUGGGUCUGGGAUACAACCAACAGUCAGAAGAAUCGUUUCAGAGCAAAGGAGUCUGGUGGUGCCAUUACCCGCAAAGCAUUUCCUCAGCUGCCGUGGCAGAGUGUCGAAAAUCCUAGGGUCAUCAGAUCUGAGGACGGUGGCACGAUCCUUGCAGAUGGAUGGUAUGCUUAUGCACGAAAGAUCCACUACACCUGUGAUCUCUUUUUCGCUCUGUCGUGGGCAGCGGUGACUGGACUUCGGUCACCCUUCCCGUGGUUCUAUCCGGUUUUCUUCACCUGCAUGAUCAUACACCGAGCUAUCCGGGAUAUCCAAAAGUGUCGGAGGAAGUACGGCAAGGCAUGGGAGGAGUAUGAAAGACAAGUUCCUUACCUGUUUAUUCCUUACGUCAUCUAA